AAAAAUUAUGAGGAUGACAAUGAUGACGAGAUGAUGAGCGAUGAUUUGAUGGUGAUGAUGAUAAAAUGAUGAGUCUGCACGUGUUCUUCCUGGCUUUGACGCUACCCCCCCGGUAUGUACGUCAACAACAUCAGUAAAAGUCGACGGUGAGAAAAAUAUUGCCGGGUAAGCUGCGUCUGCCGGAUUGGAUGUCCGAAGAAGGAUGAAGAAAGAGUGCAAGUGGAUAUGUUGCCAAAUAAUGAAUGUUGUAACAAGAAACAAGAGUCUAAAAGGUUCGGUGAUAAGAGUGUGCCUGAAAAUUGAAUUAUAAAACUGAUUAUUAAAAAAACAAAAAAAAUACAAAGCCACACAGCUCAUUGUCGUGGUGCCAUGUGAUUGAUUGUUAGUGUAAACGAUUGAGCAUGUUAGCGUUGUUUUUUUGCAAGAAUUUAGAUUAGUACAAAUCAUUCAUGAAUGAAAUGUGCGACUGAUUACUAAGAUUUAUUCAGGAUUGAUUGAUAAAUAUAAGAAAAUAAUAAUAUUAUCAUAUUUUUUUUAAAUCAUUACUAUUACAUUUGAUGAUAGAUAGCCAUUUAGAUAUAUUAUUUGUCUGAUAGAUCAUCAACGAAUAAUUAAUGCUCUUAUUACUUAUAAUGUUUCUAAUGUUCAUAAAAUUUUAAUUUUUCACACAAUCGCAUUGAGUGCGAGUGUAAUGAAUGGAUAAAAUUUAUCUAUAAUGAAUAAGAAGUAUAUGUGAUUUUUAUGCAUGAAUAUAAGUUGUUUGCGUGAAUGUAAGUGAGAAAAAAGCUAAUGAGUACUUGAGAAUGGAACACGUGCGUAUAAGUGAAGUUUACUAAAAGUUAUAAAUGUUUGAGGUAUACAUGUUAUGAUUUUUUCUUGCGAAUGUGAAUGUCUGUUACUGUUGAUUCAUUAAAAUUAAUCUUUUGCUGAAAUGAUUUGAGUUUUACACAAAAAAAAUAACUGUACUUCUCCUUGUUGAACCAAUUUAAGUGAAUUUAUUUUGCUUUUUAAUCCCAACUAACGUUCCAUAUGCAAAAAGAAAUCCUCUUAAAGUUCCUGUAUUUUAUUUAUUUAUUUUUAGACAUUUUUACUAUUAUAAAACAAAAAAGUCUGUAGUUAAAAUAUUUUUCAUUCAGUCUGUGAUUGUAUGUUUUUAGACAAUCGUGCGUGGUCUCAACGAAAGUACCUUGAAUAAAUGGGCUAGUGAUUUAAUUAAUCUUUUUAAUAAACGUAAGUGUAAUCAAUUGAAAGAGAGAAAGAGACUGCGUGUCUGUGCGUGCUAGUAUUAACUGGCAAUUAUACGCAUAGUGGAGUAAAAUAUUUUAAUUAAAUAUGACAAAUACUAAAUUUUCUCUUCAUAUUUAUUAAAUCUUGAAUUUUGUACUCCGUAUCCAUGUAAAAUGCGGUUUAAAUUCUGGAAAAUAUUUAUCAAAAUAUUAUAAAAGGGAGAAGAGAAAAAUAAGCGAAAAAACAAAAUAACUUGAAUAUUUGUCGAAAUUAAACAUUUUGACGCUUGUACAUUUUAUUAUAUUUUUUGUGUCAGAGGAUAAACGUGACAAUUCUGCAUGAAAAAAAAAGAUUGAAGAAUGAAAAAAAAACGAGAGAAAGUAAGAGAGAGGAAAUAAUUAUAAUAAUGAAUUAAUGAUAUUUGAUGCUGAUGUUUGCAAAUGCGAAUGCCUGCAUAAAAGUUCGAUUCAAUGAUGUACCUGUGGAUAUGAGAAAUUGAGUGAAAAAAAUGGUAAGACAAAGAAAAGAAAAUACGAAUAAAUGAGGAUACGAAUACUGUCAUGGAAUGGCAAUAAUUUCAAAAAUUUCGUAAACUUUUUAGGUUUACAGAUUGAAGCAAAUAGCUGCAAGUGAAUUUAAUUAAUUUUGAUGCCUCUUAUUUAUUCUCUAGAUAGAAUUCCAUGUAACGAAUAACAUACUCCGUGUCAUUGGUGUCCUCAAUCCUCUUCUAAGUACCUUUAACCCAAUUGAAUUACCCCCAACAAUACAUUCGUACGAUUACUUCGUCAUUAUUCAUCCCCCAACACUUUUUUUACUCAUUAUGUCUAGAGUGAAACAACAAACCAUCAAGUGACUUCUACUCAAAUCUUAUUGUUAAACAAUAUUAAUUAUUGAUUAUUAUUUAAUCUUCAAGGUCAACCAGUGUCCUUAGCAUUAAAUAAUUUUUUAAAAAUCAAUAUAAAGUAUAAUAUUGAUCAUGAAAACAAUCAGGUGAUGUUAUUUUGUAGUUUAUUACUGUGGUAAUCAUUUUGGUUUGCUUCAAGAAAAGAUAAAUUCAAGUAUGUAUGGAUCUGAUGAUAAUCCCUCUCCAGCCAACUCGCAACCAACAGGAAAAGUACAUGAUGACGAUGAUGCUUUUGAUCUUGAUGACUUAUUGCCGAUUGUUGGAGAAUUCGGUCGGUACCAGAAGCAACUGCUCUGGAUGGUUUGUUUGCCAGCUUGUCUUCCAUGUGGGUUUUGUGCCUUUAAUCAACUCUUCAUGGCCUCGACACCUCCUCACUGGUGCCGAGUGCCCGGUCUUGAUGAUCUGGAUCCAUUUCAAAGACGACGUCUUGCUAUCCCGAUUACUCAUCAGGAUGGAAACGAGACCGUCUACAGCCAAUGUACAAGAUAUGAAGUCAAUUGGUCGGAUCCCACUGUUAGCUUGAUGUACAUUGAUGCAAAUGUCACCAAUACUUCUUGGCCAAUUAUUCCUUGUGAUCAUGGAUGGGAGUACGAUAUGUCAGUAAUUGUCUCUUCUAUUGUCAUUGACUUCGAUUUGGUUUGUGAUAAAGAUAUUUAUCCAACACUUGGUUUAGUGGCUUUAAAUACUGGAGGACCUAUUGGAGUUUAUCUUUUUGGAAAUCUAAAUGACAGAAUUGGAAGAAAAAUGUCAUUUUUUUGCUGUUUGGCUACUCUAAUUGUUGGCAGUAUUCUUACAUCAAUUUCCCGUGAUUUUUGGUCUUGGACUGUCUGUAGAACUGUUGUGGGUUUAACUAUUCCAGCUAUUUAUCAAAUUCCUUUUAUUAUUUCAUUGGAACUUGUUGGUCCCAACUACAGAUCGUUCGUGACAGUGAUGACUUGUUCAUUCUAUACAAUGGGACUUUGCAUGUUAGCUGGUGUGACUUAUUUGAUCCCUGACUGGAGACACUUGGCUCUUGUCACGAGUAUUCCAUUUCUUAUUUAUUUUUUAUACUGGUGGUUCCUACCAGAAUCUCCCCGCUGGCUCUUAGCUAAAGGUCGUCUAAGUGAAGCAAAUGAAAUCCUCCAAACUCUAGCUAAAGUAAAUGGUAAAGAGCUACCAGGAUUUUUCACCCAAAAACUCAAGCAGCGAAUGACAAUGUCACGGUCAAAGAGUGAAGAAGAGAGAUUGAGAAGUGGGCCAGGAGUGUUAGCGCUCUUUAAAACGCCAAAUAUGCGAUUAAAAACAUGUCUUAUAACAUUAAAUUGGUUUGCGAAUAACAUGGUUUAUGUAGGGCUAUCUUACUACGGACCAGCAUUAGGGAAUGAAGAACAUUUGAGUUUUUUCUUUUCAUCAUUAGCAGAAAUUCCAAGCUAUCUGGCCUGUUGGAUCGUAAUGGAUAGAUGGGGUCGACGAUGGCCUUUAUGUUUAUGCAUGGUCACUGCAGGAUUAUCAUGUGUCGCAACAGUACUUCUGCCUGAUGAUGCUGUGACAACAACAUUGAUUCUUUUUUUGCUAUCUAAAUCAGCAAUAUCGGCAUCAUUUUUAAUUAUUUAUCCAUUUGCCGGAGAAUUAUAUCCAACACAGUUACGAGGUAUCGCUAUAGGAUUUUCCGCAUAUAUCAGUGGCCUUGGAUUAAUUAUAAUUCCAUUUAUAACGUAUCUGGGUAGAGAAAAUUUAGUUUUGCCUCUUGUCAUUCUUGGAGCUGUUUCCGUUAUUGGAGGAUUGUCGGGACUCAGACUGCCAGAAACACUUCAUCAUCGACUGCCACAAACUGUGGAGGAAGGAGAACUCUUCGGAAAAGAUUGGAAAUUCACUGAUUGUCUCAGUUGCCCCGUCAAACCUUUAGCAGCAACAUCAUAUGAAGAUCUCACAGCAGGCGAGACAGUUGAAAUGCAGUCAGUUCCCGAAGUGCCUGAAGUUGAACAAGAACCGUUAAGGACGCCUACUUCGAAUGCAACUCGUAGAUUGCUCCGUCAAUCUAGUGUUAUGGAGACCCAAAAAGAUUCUGAUGGUUCUAUGAAGAUGACGUAUUGGUUUUGAAUUAUUAUCACCUCAAAAUAAAGUCAAGAUUAAUGAAAA
Molecule: messenger RNA, 4249 nt
Organism: Chelonus insularis
Lineage: Eukaryota; Metazoa; Arthropoda; Insecta; Hymenoptera; Braconidae
Gene: CarT
Product: Carcinine transporter
Exons: 11
Coding region: 2288-4210 (640 amino acids)
Biological process (GO): transmembrane transport
Cellular component (GO): membrane
Molecular function (GO): transmembrane transporter activity
Source: RefSeq, a predicted model, not a curated record